GAAUUGGUUAUCAGUUCUAGUAGUUAGUUUUCAACUUCUGUAGAGUAGGAGGAAGAGGGACCACUUUCCUCUGCAUUCUGAUUGGAUGGGCCAAAAGCGCGGGUGGAUGUACCGGGCUCCUGAGUAGGAUUUCAGUUGGUUAGUUCUCAACUUCUCUUGUAGUUACAUCAAGUUGUACCACAAUAUUCCCAAUAAUUCAUCAAUAAUCAAGCUUCCCAGGCUCUCAACUCUACAGUCCAGACCCUCAGCUUUUCAGCUGAAUCAAACUUUUAUUGAAGAUGAAAGUGAGGUUUGCAAGCGAAAAUGGGAAAGGAGAUGAGUUUAACUGUAAUAGCUGUUCAGUUAGAAACCGCUUCAAGUCACUUAAAGAACUUCAACAUCAUCAGGAUCAAGAUCACAAUCAAGAAUCUGGAUAUGAAACACUUGAAGCCGAAGUUGAUGAACCAGCCUAUGACGAUAGUACAUUUGAUACAAGUUAUGAUACAGGCAUUAUGAUUUUGCCUAUAAAAAGAAGUUGUUCGAGAUGUGGCAAAGUUGCUAAUAUUAUGAAGCUAAAAGCCCAUAUGAGGAUUUGUGAAUAUCAGCCAGAAACAAGCCCAGAGACAGGAUCAUUUCAAGCAACUGGAUUGCUGAUUCGGAAGCUGCUUGGACAGAGGCCAUUUUUUGCCUCUCUCCAAAACAACAUUCGUUUUAUUGGAACUGAUGAUGUUUCACAAAUACAGAUAACCUGUAAAGCGGAUAGUUAUAUUACCUAUAAACUAUACUUUAGGUCCGUUAAAUUGAAAUGUAGUAAAUUUACAAUACACGGAAAUUCCAAGAAAACAUCAAGAUUCCGUUUGCCCCUUACACUACUUGAUGAAGAAAGUUUCACAUUCACCCUAAUCUACAAAAUUCAAACGGAUUCAAAAGUUCAGAUGAGAAAGCUCAAAAUGGAAACUUAAGCAUCAAUAUUGUAAACUAGCAAGCUUUAAAAGAGGAUGCUAAUUUCCAAUGUUCAUGCUUCCAUGUUCAAAAUUCACAUACUUUACUGAUAAAACUUCUGUGUGCACUUAAGAGUAUCCACCGGAAAUUCCGUUUCCGUGUCCGUGGGAAAUUUUCACUGGAAAAAAUUCUUUGUAUUUAGAAAUGCAAUUUGUACAUAGUUCUAAAGAGAAGAGUUGGGUUUAAAAAAAUCUCAUUAUGAACUUCAUGUAUCCAGAAAGUUUGAUUCUGAUUUAGCCUAGUGUUGUCUGGAUUAUGUGAAUUGUAUGCAUUCAGCCAUCUGAAACUUCAUGUGGAAAUUAAACAUAUAUUAAACUCACUUAAUUUCCUCAGGACUUUAAUUAAUACCAGUGCCGGCUUUUUUUCCUGACUAACCUUCUCCAGAAUUGGAUGUACAUUAGGUUAUGAGUCAACUAAAUCCUAAAUAAAUGAUACCCAGUUACCUUAAGGAAUAAAAGUACAAUAGUGAA
This is a messenger RNA of Eurytemora carolleeae, 1451 nucleotides long. RefSeq lists its product as uncharacterized. Lineage: Eukaryota; Metazoa; Arthropoda; Copepoda; Calanoida; Temoridae. The transcript is spliced from 4 exons. The coding region runs from base 279 to 941 and encodes 220 amino acids. The record is from RefSeq and is a predicted model, not a curated record.